AUGUCUGACUCUCAAGCCAACGGCCAGGGGGCCAUGUCAGAGCCACGCAGAUCUUUUUUCUACCCAGACAGCAGUAGCGAUACAGAAGAAUACAGAACAGACGCCGAAGAUCGCCGUAAGCGUCUGUCCAAACGCAACGGACCGAAUAUUAGAAGGAUGCCGCCGAAUAUGCCUCCAAAAAACCAAAAUCCCAACGCUCCCAUACCUUCCACAUCGGGCCAGGAUUUCCCGAAAAACGGUCAGAAAAAUCAGUUAUGCGAAGACAGGAUCACGUUGGUCGUUGAUAAUACGAGAUUCGUCGUCGAUCCCGCACAGUUCACCGCACAUCCGAAUACAAUGCUCGGACUUAUGUUUAGUUCUAGUAAAGAAUUAACACACCCCAACGAGCGCGGUGAAUAUGAGGUAGCCGAGGGCAUAUCAGCGACUGUAUUCAGGGCUAUCUUGGAGUAUUAUCGAGGGGGAACAAUCAGAUGUCCACCAACAGUAUCUGUUCAAGAAUUGAGAGAAGCCUGCGACUACUUACUUGUGCCGUUUGAUGCUAAUACAGUCCGAUGUCAAAACCUUCGCGGUCUUUUACACGAGCUGUCAAACGAGGGAGCCCGCCGGCAGUUUGAAAAUUUCCUGGAGCGUCUCAUCUUGCCUCUAAUGGUUGAAUCAGCCGAGCGAGGGGACCGAGAGUGUCAUGUAGUGGUGCUAUUAGAUGAUGAUAGUGUAGACUGGGAUGAACAGUAUCCACCGCAGAUGGGUGAUGAAUACAGCCAGACUGUUCUAUCCACACCGUUAUAUAGAUUCUUCAAGUAUAUUGAGAAUAGAGAUGUAGCCAAACAAGUGAUGAAGGAGCGCGGUUUAAAGAAGAUUCGUCUCGGCGUGGAAGGCUAUCCGACUUAUAAAGAAAAAGUGAGAAAAAGACCCGGAGGAAGGGCAGAGGUCAUAUAUAAUUAUGUCCAACGACCCUUCAUACAUAUGUCCUGGGAAAAAGAGGAGGCAAAAAGCAGACAUGUGGACUUUCAGUGCUUCAAGUCAAAAUCUGUGACCAAUUUGGCAGAAGCUACCGCUGACCCUGUGAUAGAACUUGAGAAUAGGGAACGAGAGGUCGAAAUUCAAGAACCCGGGGAAGUGGUUGAGGAGGAACAAAAUUGA
Danaus chrysippus (African queen) is the source of this 1140-nucleotide messenger RNA. Lineage: Eukaryota; Metazoa; Arthropoda; Insecta; Lepidoptera; Nymphalidae. The record is from the annotation of a GenBank genome assembly.